ACUAACCCACUCGCCCACCUACACACCUACGAUUAGCAUACAUACAACCACCAUCCACCCAGAAUAAAACGGUGUCGUAGGAAUAAAUAACCAAAAAAAUAUUUCACAGAUAAACAUAGGUCGCAUGAAGCCAGUAGUUAAAUAUUAGUUGACAAAGGUUGAAAACGAUUACAGACUUUGAAGCUUAAACAAACAGGCCUUGCAAGAAAAAAAUGGAAAAAGACACAGAUGGGAAAAAAACAAGUUAAUCUUUACAUCAGAAUGUCUGUACAAGGUGCGGUUCCACUGUGUGCAAUGCACACAUCCUGACCCGAGCCGGUCAAUCAGCCUGUGGGACAAACCAUUAUCGCUGUGUGCCUGGCUGAUGCUGCUGCUGGGUUUUGUUUGUAGAAAUAUUAUAUCACUUGAGACCAGUCAAAGCUAUGUAUGUAUGUUGAACUUCUUUCACAGCAUACGUAGCCAGCCAUGCUAAUUCGAAGUGCAGGGGAAGGACAACAAACUAAUCACAAAAAUCAGUUUUAGCUAUAACAGUGCGUGUCUAUAACGCCACGUCUACACAGGUGAGCACGGCCACCGUGUGGAACAUUCCAGGGCGUGUCUAAAGGUAUUUAUAACUUAACUGCAGGUGAAGUAAAGUUCAAUUUCCUUGUUCGUCUCCCCUGUGUGAGCUGCUGCUGCGAUUGCUCCUCCGUGAGCCGCGGCGAGCAACUGAGUCCGAGUAAAGCUAUGGCGAGCGCAUCUCCCAGUGAUUGUGUAGACAGUGAGCUGAGCUGCCCCAUCUGCCUGGGCACGUUUGAGUGCCCCUCCACGCUGAGCUGCGGACACUCGUUCUGCCUCCGGUGUCUGGACGGUGCCUGGGAGAGAGCGAGCAGCUUCAGCUGCCCGCAGUGCCGAGCGGCCUUCCCUGAGCGGCCCCAGCUGAAGAGGAACGUGGCGCUCGCCAACCUGGUGGAGCAGCUCAGAGUUGGAGAGAGGAUGGCCGCAGUUGUCUUCUGUGACACCUGUGGUGAUGGAGAGACUCCUGCAGUGAAGACCUGUCUAAGGUGUGAGACUUCCUUCUGUGACUCUCACCUGAAACCUCACCUGAACAACCCGAGAUUGAUGGACCACGUCCUGGUGGCUCCCAUUGUCAGCCUGGAGGAGCGAAGAUGCCAGCAGCAUGGAGACCCCUACAGGUUCUUCUGCAAGCAGGACGAAAGCCUGAUCUGCACAGUCUGCACAAUCGCAGGGCACCAUAGAGGGCAUGAUGUCAACACACUGGAGGAUGUGCAUGAGAUACGGAUGAGUGGAGUCAGAGAGGAGACGCGAGCGGUGGAGAAGAAGAGGAGUGAGGCUGAGGGGUCUGUGGAACGGAUGGAGGCCACUCGCAGGGACGUGCAGGGAUCUAUGACUGGGGUGAAGGAGCGAAUCAAAGCUGAGUUCACCCGCCUGAGAACGGCACUGAAUGAGGACGAGAGGGUGGCUUUACAUCGCGCAGAACUGAAGGAGAAGGAGCUGCUGUCCCAGAUCGACAAGAACAUCGCUCAUUACAAGCACGAGAUCAGCGAGCUGCAGAAAGCAGCCGCGCGCCUCCGCACUCUGCAGGAGGAGAGGGACUCGCUCACGUUCCUGAAGGGGCACCUGGAGGAGACACGCAGGGGAAAGGUUCCUAAGAAGUCUCCGCCCCCAGCUCCUACUCCACUGGACACCCCCACGAUCCGCUCCCUUGAGAGAGUCAUGGGCAGACUGCUCCCUCUCGUCUAUGGACGCUCACCGACUGUGGACCCAAACUCGGCCUACAACAAACUCCAGAUUUCCUCGGACCUCAGGACGGUGACGCUGACCGCUGUCUCCCAGGGUCGCCCCGAUCACCCACACCGCUUUGAUCACUGGCGACAAGCCCUGUGCUCAGAGAGCUUCUCGUCGGGUCAGCACUACUGGGAGGUGGACGUGGGGGGUGCGGCCUGGGGCUGUGUGGUUGGAGUCGCGUACGGGACGAUCGCACGGAAAGGGCUUGGUGACGAGUGCGAGCUGGGACAGAACGACUCAUCCUGGGUUUUAUAUAAAAAUAACAACAGCUGGUCAGUGCGUCAUGGUGGUGUAGAGACCUCAGUGCCGGUGAGGGAUCCUCCCCGGAGAGUUGGGUGUCACCUGCACUGGGAGGCGGGGCUGCUGUCGUUUUACCGCGCCGACUCCAUGGAGCUGCUGCACUGCAUUCACCACUCGUUUAGUCAGCCUCUCUACCCCGCACUGUGGGUAUGGGGUGGUGUUGGUGACUCAGUGAGGAUUCUGGAUCUGAGUCAUGCGUCCUGAGAGCACGGAGUGUGAGCAGUGCAGAGAAACGGGCACAACGCACAGACUCACGCACACAAAGACACAGA
Messenger RNA from Petromyzon marinus (sea lamprey), 2360 nucleotides. Lineage: Eukaryota; Metazoa; Chordata; Hyperoartia; Petromyzontiformes; Petromyzontidae. The record is from RefSeq and is a predicted model, not a curated record.